CAGGAAUAGAUGGAUACUUGUGUCCACACUAAAACAGGUACUGGUGGAGUAUUGGAUUCUAGGGAAGGCUUUAUCUAUGUAUUUUGUACAAUUGUACUCUUCAGAUCUUCCAUGGGUACAAUACUCUUUCUCCUUCCCUUCUCUUCUCCUUCUCACUCAGAAUUUCCAUUAUGGCUUCUGAGGUGCCCAUCUCUUGUGCAGCAGAGGAGAAUGAAGAAGAAGCAGUACUGGUAAUCAAUGAUGGAGAAGCUGACGGCAACGUGAAGUUUCGGAUACGAAAUCUGACCAGAAUAUCAGACAGAACAGGAGGAGGAGCUAUCAUACUGAAUGAGCUGAGCGUGGACAUCCCAAAAGGAGUGAUCGUGGGAAUCAUAGGCCCAAGUGGCAGCGGCAAAUCCACUCUUCUCCGAGCACUCAACCGCCUCUGGGAGCCGCCGGCUGGAACUGUCUUCUUGGACGGCCAUGAUAUUAAGGUUCUCGAUGUUCUCACUCUCCGGAGGAAAGUCGGAAUGCUCUUCCAGCUUCCUGUUCUUUUUGAAGGAACUGUUGCAGACAACGUCCGUUAUGGUCCACAGUUGAGUGGGAAGAAGCUGACUGACCAGGACGUUCAUAAGCUACUGACCCUUGCAGGCCUUGAUUCAUCGUUUAUCAGUAAAACUGGUUCUGAACUAUCUGUAGGACAAGCCCAAAGAGUUGCACUUGCUAGGACCCUGGCCAAUUCACCUGAGGUUUUGCUGUUAGACGAGCCUACUAGUGCCUUGGAUCCAAUAUCAACAGAGCACAUAGAAGGUGUUUUAGAGAAGCUCAAGGAGAAACAGGGCAUGACAAUCAUAAUGGUCUCACACAGCAUCAAACAAAUCCAGAGGAUUGCUGAUGUUGUGUGCCUCCUUGUCAAUGGUGAGGUUGUUGAAGUUUUGAAAUCAGAUAAACUCUCAGAAGCCAAACACCCCAUGGCCUUAAGAUUUCUUGAACUCAGCUCUUAAUCGUCUCAUCUUUCUCUUCGAAAUCGAGUUUGCAUUAUCGUUCUGUAGGCGACUAUGAAGCAUUAUCUGAUAUGUGUACUAUAUAUACUGGUGAUCAAAGAGGUGAUCAUUCUUAUAAGAAGCUAAGAACUUGUUACAGGAACUGUCUAUACAUUACUCGGUCUUUUACUUGGUCA
Molecule: messenger RNA, 1159 nt
Organism: Argentina anserina (silverweed cinquefoil)
Lineage: Eukaryota; Viridiplantae; Streptophyta; Magnoliopsida; Rosales; Rosaceae
Product: ABC transporter I family member 17
Exons: 4
Coding region: 171-983 (270 amino acids)
Biological process (GO): phosphate ion transmembrane transport
Cellular component (GO): membrane
Molecular function (GO): phosphate transmembrane transporter activity; ATP binding; ATP hydrolysis activity
Source: RefSeq, a predicted model, not a curated record